UGGGAGGCUUGACCGCUGCCCUAACCGGCCUAUCCGGUCGUCAUUCGACUCUCUUCGAUUCUAUAUAAUACAAAAUCCGAUCCCCAAUUAACUCGGUCUCAUCGUUUUCCAAAUUCUCGAAUCGAAAGGGGAAAAAAUCUAAUUCGAAUCAAACCGAAGUAGAUUAGAUGCGACAAUGUCUUCUGCAGUUAUGGAGCCAGUGCCUGUGACUUCACAAAAGCAUGACCCGGCUUGGAAGCAUUGCCAAAUGUACAAGAAUGGGGACAGGGUUCAGCUCAAGUGUAUAUACUGUGGGAAAAUUUUUAAGGGUGGUGGGAUUCAUAGGAUUAAAGAGCACCUUGCAUGUCAAAAAGGGAAUGCAGCUACUUGUUUGAGAGUUCCAUCAGAUGUUAGGUUCCAAAUGCUAGAAAGUUUGAAUGGGAUUGCUGUUAAGAAGAGGAAAAAACAGAAACUUUCCGAAGAGAUGUCGGGUAAUUUUGAUAAUCCUGAAACUAGUGGGGUUGAUGUGUUGAACCAUAAUUCUGGUUUGAAUACUGAGGUCGAUUUGCUUCCUGUGCCCGAAAUGCACGAACAGAAUGCAGAAGUGCUCGUAAAUAGAGAAGAUACUGUGAUCAACAAAGUAGGUGGUAGAAAGAAGAAAGGAAGAGUUAGGAAAGCCCCUCCUGCGGCCAAUCAUAAUGCAAUUGUCUUGAGUAAUAUGGAGAAUAUGAACUCGAAGAAGGUGCAUAGUCCAGUACAUAUGGCAAUAGGGAGGUUUUUCUUUGAUGUUGGAAUACCUUUAGAUGCUGUAAACUCUGCUUAUUUCCAGCCGAUGGUUGAUGCAAUAGCAUCGCACGGACCAGGGGUUACUGGUCCCUCUUACCAUGAUAUUCGGAACUGGAUUUUGAAGAAUUCAGUUCAAGAAGUGAGGAAUGAUGUUGAUCGCUGCAGAGAAGCUUGGGGAAGGACUGGUUGCUCAGUUUUAGUAGACGAAUGGAGUUCGGAAAGGGGUAAGACAUUUGUGAACUUUUUGGUGUAUUGUCCAGAAGGAACAAUUUUCUUGAGGUCCCUGGAUAUAUCCCACAUCAUAGAUUCUACUGAUGCCCUUUAUGAAUUGCUCAAGAAGACAGUGGAAGAAGUUGGUGUGAGAAAUGUGAUGCAAGUGGUAACUAGCAGCGAAGAGCGUUAUGUUAUAGCUGGAAAUAGACUGACUGAUACUUAUCCUUCUGUAUUUUGGACUCCUUGUGCUGGACAUUGCAUAGACUUGAUGCUUGAGGAUAUAAGAGAACUGGAUUGGGUAAAAGUUAAGCUAGAACUAGCAAAAUCAAUCUCUAGAUACAUCUACACUAAUAGCGUUGUUUUGACCACGAUGAGGCGAUAUACAUUUGGAGUUGAUUUGGUUGAUAUAGGAAUCACACGGUCGGCUACAGAUUUUAUGACACUGAAACGAAUGGUGAAUAUCAGACACAAUCUUCAAUCCAUGGUUACUUCUGAGGAGUGGAUGGGGAGCCCUUUCUCAAAGAAACCAGAGGGGUUAGCUGUACUAGACUGUAUCAGUGAUCAGUCUUUCUGGGCCACCUGUGUGUCAAUUGUGCGGUUAACUGAUCCACUCUUGCGACUUCUGAAAAUAGUUGGUAGUGCAAAGGGGCCCGCUAUGGGGUUCAUUUAUGCAGGACUAUAUCGAGUGAAAGAAACAAUUAAGAAGGAACUCGCUGAUAAAACAAAAUACUUAACUUAUUGGAAUAUCAUAGAUCACAGGUGGGAACAACUUCAGCGCCAUCCCCUUCAUUCUGCAGGUUUCUAUUUUAACCCCAAGUUUUUCUACAGUCUUGAAGGAGAUGUGCAUCUUCAUAUUCGGUCACUAGUGUAUGAUUGUAUAGAGAAAUUGGUUUCUGACCCAAAGAUUCAGGACAAAAUUGUGAAGGAAACAGCUUCUUAUCAUAGUGGGACAGGAGACUUUGGUCGGAAGAUGGCUAUCAGAGCUAGGGACACUUUACUUCCCACUGAGUGGUGGUUAACGUAUGGUGGGGGAUGCCCUAGUUUGGCUCGCUUGGCUAUCCGCGUUCUUAGUCAAACUUGCAGCUUGAUUCUGCGUAAUCCAAUUCGAACACCUCUUGAAUGUGUACAUGAAAAGAAAAACUGCCUGGAGCAUCAGAGACUCAGUGACCUUGUUUUUGUUCAGUACAACAUGUCCUUGAGGCAAAUGGUUUUGAGUGACAAAGAACAGGAAACUCUGGAUCCUAUUUCAUAUGACAUCUUUAGUAUUGUUGAGGACUGGAUCAUGGACAAAGAAUUAAUCUCAGAGGGCUCCGAGAAUUCAGACUGGACGGCUGUUGAUCCACCUUUAGGUAACACUGCCCUCUUAGGACCACCAAUUGAUGAUGUUGAAGCAUUGGGAGGAGGAUUUGAUGAUUAUGAAAUUUUUGAUGGGGUGAAAGUUGAAGAAGAAAAUGACGGAGAAAACCUUGCGAGUCAAUAGAUUCUUGCAAAUGAAAUUCCCAAUUUCUUUUCAGAGGAAACUGAAGAUGGUUAGGGGCUGAUUCUGACCAACAAUUGGUAAUUGGUUGGAAAAAAGUUUGAGGACUGGACAACAGUGUAAAUAUACUUGGUUACUGAUGAUGUUGAAUAUGAAUAUAGGUAAUUACGAUUUACGAUUUGCUGAAGGAAAUUUUUUAUUAAAUUUCA
Molecule: messenger RNA, 2664 nt
Organism: Olea europaea var. sylvestris
Lineage: Eukaryota; Viridiplantae; Streptophyta; Magnoliopsida; Lamiales; Oleaceae
Exons: 5
Coding region: 176-2458 (760 amino acids)
Molecular function (GO): DNA binding; protein dimerization activity
Source: RefSeq, a predicted model, not a curated record